AUUUACAGACGGCAUGAGUACAUCAGACACUGAAGGUAGCUCUGCCUCAGACACGUCCGACAAGUCAGACACGGAUCACAAAGCGUACGCUUAUUCCGAUACAUUGACACAUCUAUCGCGACAAUUGGAGACUCUGGUGAGAAGGGAGGCGACACCUGUUCCUGCCGUCGCCUCAGUUCGACCACCCGUUGCAACGGUCACCACAUGUGCUACAAGUGUGUCCUCACGAGUGUCUCCAGAGUUACAGACUCAAGAAAUCGAUUCUCAGAAUCUAAAUAACGAUGUGAUACUCGACUCUUCGAGUGACCGCUCCAGUGAUAUUGUGUCCAACAAUAACAGUGUUAGUGUUUCACCGCCUCUAGUGACCAGUUCUUCACCAAAAGUUCCGAAAAGCAAACCUCAAUUGAAAAGCCCAGCCGUUGUGCCCGUCAUUGAUGUCAAACCAACGCCAGUUGUGGCUAAACCAAAGUCACCGGAAGCGCUGGCUAUAGCGCCACCCGAACCACAACAGCCGCGAACUUUUGUUUCAAUAUUGGAAGUGAGAACUCCCGAUGCAGUACCGCAUGCACUCUAUACUGUCAAGAAUGGACAACCAUUUACGAUCGAAGCGCCGCCUAAAUUACCUCAUUCAGUCAGAAUUAGAGUUCUUCCCUCGUAUACUACUAUAGAGAGAAUUAAAAGGUUGUUGAACUCCGACAGUGACGACAUCGAGACGUUGGAGCAAACAUUGAAAGUUUCUCUCAUGUGUCCCAUCACAAGCCAAGUUGUGAUAAUACCGAGUCGUUCCAUCAACUGUCAUCACAUCGAUUGUUUCGAUAUCAACAACUUUUUCGAAAUAGUCUAUAAUAAGAAAAUAGACGACUGGAAGUGUCCCAAAUGCAAACAACCCGCUAAACUCGAACAGCUAGUUAUUGAUAGCCAAAUGGACCACAUAUUAAGAAUGAUGAAAGCACUCGAUUCGUCGGUAGAAAACAUCACGUUUGACAAACACGCCGUUUGGAUGCCAGAGACCAAACGACCCGAUAAUUUUGUAUCUAAGAGUAGCGACAAUAAAGUCAUUAGUUUGGACACGAGUUUAGACGAGAUCAUAGAUAUCGAUGACGACGAGGAAGUGGCCAACGAUUCCGGCUCUAAGACUAAUUCACUACUAAAUACCUACGCAGCGAAGACGUUGGCGUCGGCCAAGAGUUACCAGAAGGAUAUAACGACUUUCGUGCAGACAAACAAACAAAACGAUAAAAGGGCGCCAAAUGCAGAGAAGGAGGCGUCGAUCAAUAAUAUCGUCCAGUUUUUGACCACUGCUGAACAGGAAGUGAACCGCUCUUCUCGGCCCAUAACCACUCACACGUCGACAACUGUCGGUAAUCGACAGAAUAUUAAUUUAGUGAUUACUAGACCUCCCGGCACUCAAAAUACUGCUACUGCUCCGCGCAAUACGCGAGUGACCGUACGGCCGACCAAUGCUGGACACGCAGUCGUUUAUAACAGAGCGCCGACAACGGUUAACGUGACGAACACCACUGCGUCGGCCACAACGUCCACAUCGAGUCAAGCGGCGGCGAGAGGGGACUAUGUUUUCAAGUUUGCCAACGGAUUGGUCAGUGGUAUUCACUGCAAGAUAUGCGCCAUUGAUCUCAACAUACAUAACCAGAAUCCCCAGAAUAUAUUGACACAACACGUGAACAACGCUCACCACAAACUAAUGGAGCAAAAGCGUGACCAACAGAACGCAACGGCUCGCCAAUCAGUGCAUCAAAAUAAUUCACUGAAUAAUAACAAUAAUUUUCACAAUCGCCAACAGCAGCCGCAGCCGCAACAAGUCUAUAACCAACACUAUGCCUUCGGUUCGGGCGCUACCGGUUAUGCCAAUCAAUAUCCCGCCCGAAACCCGUUCGCACCAAUGGAGACACCGCAACACUUCGCGCCCAACAACCAGAUGUACCCGUCGACAGGCUAUAUGAUGCCUAAUGUUGUAUACCAGCAGCCAAUUGCACAACAGCCGGGCCCUCAACCCGUGCCACAGCCCGCACAUUCCGCACCCAUGUACACUUACCAGUGGAAUAAUGGCCAGCAAAGCGGUUAUUAUAACGGCUACAGAUGAUUAA
Molecule: messenger RNA, 2105 nt
Organism: Medioppia subpectinata
Lineage: Eukaryota; Metazoa; Arthropoda; Arachnida; Sarcoptiformes; Oppiidae
Source: the annotation of a GenBank genome assembly